Messenger RNA from Branchiostoma belcheri (Belcher's lancelet), 1152 nucleotides. RefSeq names its product transcription factor HES-4-like. Gene Ontology annotation, molecular function: DNA-binding transcription factor activity, RNA polymerase II-specific; protein dimerization activity; RNA polymerase II cis-regulatory region sequence-specific DNA binding. The record is from RefSeq and is a predicted model, not a curated record. Lineage: Eukaryota; Metazoa; Chordata; Leptocardii; Amphioxiformes; Branchiostomatidae. Gene Ontology annotation, biological process: regulation of transcription by RNA polymerase II; regulation of neurogenesis; anterior/posterior pattern specification. The transcript has 3 exons. Gene Ontology annotation, cellular component: nucleus. The coding region runs from base 265 to 1077 and encodes 270 amino acids.
UCAGGAGCGACGACUCAUCUUGCGCUGUACAGCCUUGAUCAAUCAGAAGGCCCGACACAUACGGUCCCACUUGCCGUGAUUGGUCGAGAGUGCAGGUAUGCUUUGUCGGAGCUCGGCGGCAAAAGGCAACAAAAGGACCGCCUGUAGGUAUAAAAACCCGUCGCCUGCCGGACACUCGCCACACCGACCACCGCUCGUGUUGGGAACGGACCUCUUCCUACUAUCGCUUUAUCCACGACACGCUUACGACGUACGGCCGACAACAUGCCGAUAGAGAAGUUCGUCGAGUCUUUCGCCCCUUCUCCCUACCAGUCUCGCAAGUCGUCCAAGCCUCUAAUGGAGAAACGUCGCCGCGCCAGAAUCAACAACAGUCUGAACGAGCUGAAGAAACUCAUUCUGGACACCUACAAGAACGACGUGAACUCUAGUUCCCAUUCCAAGCUGGAGAAGGCCGACAUCCUUGAGAUCGCCGUGAAGCACGUCCGCAGCCUGCAGAGGCAGCAGAUGGCCGCCUCCGCCGACCCCGCUGCGCUGGGCAGGUACCGGGCGGGCUACAGCCGCUGCCGGGCCGAGGUGGCCCGCUUCAUGGGCACGGUGGACGGCGUGGAGCCGCAGGUCAGGCAGAAGCUGCUCAACCACCUGGACAGCUGUAGCCAGAGGGUGGAAAACGCGGUACGCACCACCAGAGUUCAGCCUCCCGUCGACACCGCUCCGCGGACCGGCUACCUCCCCAGCCAGCUCCCGCGCCAGCCGUCUCCUGUUCCCGCUACAGUGUACGGCGUCGUCCCGGUCCCUAUGGUUCCUACUACAGUGAGUCUGCCGAGCCAGACCAUCCCCUCAAGUCAACACACAGUCCCGUACGUCAACAAGAUGAAGAAGAAGACAACACCAACUCCCGCCAGACUGUCUCCAGUGCACAUGUACGGACUCACACAUUCCCCGGUCGGUGCUGCAGAGAACGGACUCACCACCGCGACGACCAACCACCCCUCCUCGGCACGGACCGCAGCCCUCCCCGCCGGAUUCCCCGUCACCCUUCCGGUCAGCGAGACCGACAAGGUGUGGAGACCGUGGUGAACAAUGUACACUAUCAAUCCUGAACUUUGCUGCUGCAAAAUGCUGUAAUUACAUUGAAUGCGCAUAACGUGUUUC